Messenger RNA from Talpa occidentalis (Iberian mole), 2247 nucleotides. RefSeq names its product lactotransferrin (gene LTF). The record is from RefSeq and is a predicted model, not a curated record. The coding region runs from base 13 to 2076 and encodes 687 amino acids. Gene Ontology annotation, cellular component: recycling endosome; extracellular region; plasma membrane. The transcript has 16 exons. Gene Ontology annotation, biological process: iron ion transport; antibacterial humoral response. Lineage: Eukaryota; Metazoa; Chordata; Mammalia; Eulipotyphla; Talpidae.
CCAGGACUGUGUAUGGCUGCUCCUAAGAAAAAUGUUCGGUGGUGCACCAUUUCAUACCCAGAGGCAGCAAAAUGUGCUAAAUUCCAGAGAAAUAUGAAAAAAGUAGGUCGCCCCUCCGUCACCUGUAUAAAGAGAACCUCCCACCUUGAAUGUAUCCAGGCCAUUGCGGCAAACAAGGCAGAUGCCGUGGCCCUUGAUGGUAAUUUGGUGUUUGAGGCUGGCCUGGCCCCCUACAACCUGCACCCUGUUGUGGCUGAGUUCUGCCAAACCAGAGCAAAGCCCCAAAUCUACAGUUAUGCCUUGGCCGUAGUGAAGAAGGACAGCAGCUUCCAGCUCAACCAGCUGCGAGGCGUGAAGUCCUGCCUCGCGGGCACUGGCAGCACCACUGGCUGGAAUAUCCCUAUGGGGGUACUUCGUCCAUUCCUGGACUGGGCAGGACCACCUGAGCCGCUUCAGGGAGCUGCGGCUAAGUUCUUCUCCGCUAGUUGUGUCCCCUGUGCGGAUGGAAACCACUACCCCAGCCUGUGUCGCCUGUGUGCAGGGACAGCGGCGGAUAAAUGUGCCUGCUCUUCCAGGGAACCCUACUUUGGCGAUUUGGGUGCCUUCAAGUGUCUGAAAGACGGGGCUGGAGAAGUGGCUUUUGUCAAUGAGAGGAUACUGUUUGAGAGCCCGCCAGACAGCGUUGACUGGGACCAGUACGAGCUGCUCUGCCCGGACAGCACCCGGAAGCCAGUGCACGCGUACAAGGACUGCCACCUGGCCCGGGUCCCGGAGCACACGGUUGUGGCCCGAAGUAGCAACGGCAGGGACGACCUGAUCUGGGAGCUUCUCCAGAACGCACAGGAGAGGUUUGGAAAAGGCAAGUCUCCGGCGUUCACACUCUUUGGCUCCCCUCCUGGGCAGAAGGACCUGCUGUUCAAAGAUUCUGCCCUCGGGUUUUUGAAGAUCCCCUCAAAGAUAGAUUCUGCACUGUACCUUGGCUUCAGCUUCCUCACCGCCAUGCGGAACCUGAGAGAAAAACAGCAGCUGCAGCAUGAGCAGGUGGUGUGGUGCGCCGUGGGCAGCAAUGAGCUGCGCAAGUGCACGCAGUGGAGCAGCCUGAGCGACGGCAGUGUGGCCUGCGCCUCAGCCCCCACCCCCGAGGACUGCAUCACCCUGGUGCUGAAAGGAGAAGCUGACGCCAUGAGCUUGGAUGGAGGGUAUAUCUACAUUGCUGGCAAGUGUGGUUUGGUGCCUGUCCUGGCAGAGAACCGAAAGUCCAAUAAAAGAAACUCAGAUUGUGUGCAGAAACCAGAUGAAGGGUAUCUUGGCGUGGCAGCUGUCAGGAAAUCAAAUGUUGGCCUCACCUGGAAUUCUCUGAGAGGCAAGAAGUCCUGUCACACUGCUUUGGGAAGGACCGCAGGUUGGAACAUCCCCAUGGGCCUGAUCUUCAACCAGACAGGCUCCUGCAAAUUUGAUCAGUUCUUUAGUCAAAGCUGUGCUCCUGGUGCUGAUCCGAGUUCUAAUCUCUGUGCCCUGUGUAUUGGCGAUGAUCAGAGGAAGCACAAGUGUGCGGCCAACAGCAGCGAGAGAUACCAGGGCUACACCGGGGCUUUCAGGUGCCUGGUUAGCAAUGCUGGCGAUGUUGCAUUCGUGAAAGACAGCACCGUGUUGGAUAACACCGAUGGAAAGAACACUGAAGCGUGGGCUAAAGCUCUGAAGCUAGAAGACUUUGAGCUGCUGUGCCUUGAUGGGUCCCGGAAGCCUGUGACGGAGGCGCAGAACUGUCAUCUGGCCGUCGCCCCAAAUCAUGCUGUGAUAUCUCGGAGAGAGAAGGCAGAGCUGGUGGAGAAGGUGCUGCUCCAGCAACAGGCUCGUUUUGGAAGGAACGGACGUGACUGCCCGGGCAAGUUUUGUUUAUUCCAGUCUGAAACCAAAAACCUUUUGUUCAACGACAACACAGAGUGUCUGGCCAGACUCCAAGGCAAAACAACAUAUGAGAAGUAUUUGGGGCAAGACUAUGUCACAGCCGUCGCUAAUCUGAGACAAUGUUCUACCUCCCAGCUUCUGGAAGUCUGUGCCUUCUUGAGUGGGUAGAACCCCAGAAGAUAGCCCGGCCUCCACGAGGGCGCCUCAGGCCUCAGUGCUCUCAGUCCUUACCCAGGUGCAGUAACUGUCUUCUUUCUGAAGGUGGAUUGGCCAAUUUCAUCUGUUUUUGUAGUACCCUGCUGUCCUCUUGACAAGAAAUAAAGUGAGAAAUGCUGUUGG